CUCCUCCACACACACACACACACACACACACGCUGCGGGAGGGAUUUCUCACAAGAAAAGAACUUGAAAUGUCCCAUUGAAAAGCAGUGGAGGUUCAGCAAAGGAAGGAGAGGGGGAGAGAGAAGAGAAGGGGAAAGGAGGACUGUGUGAAAGGACUGGGACAGCGGGCGAGACAAAAGAGGCUGCGGCGGCUGCGUUGAGUGUCGUGUCCGCCUCGGGAGCUCGAUAACUAGCCUAGCCACCUCUCUGUUUUACCCCCCAUUCUUCCUCUUCUUCUUCAUUUUUGACUGCAAAACAUAUCAGAGCGGUGGGGGGAAGCGCUGAGAGCCGAGCGCCUGCUUUUCUCCUCUUUUUCGAAGUUCCGACGUGAAGCAAGAGUCGAAACCGACACUGGGAGCAUCUUGGAGCUACAUAUUGUUGCUCCGCUCUCCUCUUUCUUUCCUGUGGGGUUGGCGAUAAACCAGAACAAAGGGAGUCUUGAGGUGGGAAUGAGGCGAGCCGAGACUAGCUAGCUUUAGCCUGCCACUGAAACGAGGCCAAAUGCACUUCUGAGAUCCACAAUAGGCUCAAACUCUCUCUUUACUGCAGCAGCAGCCACAGAAAACAGCUACAACAACAACACUGGAAGAAGGAGAAGAGUGCUGAAACACGACGAACCGUCACCCACAAACAAUGUUUCCUCAGAAUCGACCCCCGGCACCUCUUCAGCCACCCCCUGGGUCCUCAGCCUCAGCUGCAGCAGCUGCGGCCGCCGCCGCCGCCGCUGCGGCUUCUGGGACGGCCCAGUCUCUGAAGCUCACCUACCCUGAGACGCUGGACCGCAUCAAAGAGGAGUUCCAGUUCCUGCAGACCCAGUACCACAGCCUAAAGCUGGAGUGUGAGAAACUGGCUACAGAGAAGACAGAAAUCCAGAGGCACUAUGUGAUGUACUACGAGAUGUCCUACGGCCUCAACAUCGAGAUGCACAAACAGACGGAGAUUGCUAAGCGGUUGAACGUGAUCUGUGCACAGCUCAUCCCUUUCCUCUCACAGGAGCACCAGCAGCAGGUGGUCCAGGCCAUGGAACGCGCCAAACAGGUGACUAUGGGGGAGUUGAAUGCAUCGAUAGGGGUACGUGGACUCCCCCCUCUGCCUCCCACACAACAGCUGCAGGCUCAGCACCUCUCCCAGCAUGCUGCACAGGGUCUACCCAUGGCCCCUCACCCGUCAGGCCUGCCCCACCCUGGCCUGGCUCUGGGGGGCAGUUCUGGCCUGCUGGCCCUAUCUGGGGCACUGGGAGCCCAGUUGGCCGCCAAGGACGAGAGAGCCCAUCUGGAGGCUGUAGCAGCGGCAGCCGCGGCUGCAGAGCACCACAGAGACUGGCUACGGGGACAUGGGCCUGCUCUGCUCCACACAGAUCGCGAGGCUGGACCAAGCUCCUUAUCAAAUGGAGACAAAGGCAGGCCGUCAGACUACCUCAGCAAUGGCAAGAAAAGAAAAGCAGAUGAGAAGGAGUUCACAGACUACGGUAGCGAUGCAGAUAAAAGUGAUGAUAACUUGGUGGUGGAUGAGGACCCCUCGUCUCCACGGAGCGUUCACUCUUACUCUUCAAGAGAGAACGGUUUAGAUAAGCUUCCUCCUUCCCGAAAGGAGCCCCUGCCCCAGGCCAGUCCCACAUCCCUUGCCUCUUCAAGCAGCGCUGCUUCACCGUCCCGCAGCAAAGAGCCUCCUCCGAGAGAGAAGUCCAGUACUCCAGUGCUGAAGCCAGGUACACCUAUGUCCCAAGACUCGUCCACCCCAGGCCCCAGUGGCCCACCCCAGUUUCGCCCUGUCCCAGGCAAGCCAGGUGUGGACCCUCUCGCUCUGGGUCUGAGGAACCCGUUGGCUGUGCAGGGAGCAUAUCCUACAGGGGCUUUUGGCCUUCCUCCUCCAGGGGUUAACGGAGAGCUGGCGGGGGCUGCAGGGUAUGGAGCUGGUCUGCACCUCGUCUCCCCUCACAUGAACGGAUCUGCGGCUGCUGCCGCUGCCGCCGCUGCUGGAUAUGGACGCUCACCUGGGGUGGGCUAUGAAUCCCCUCACCCCCACAUGAGGGUCCCGGGCCUACCUGCUAGCCUUCAGCCAGCGGCCUCAGGAAAGCCUGCCUACUCGUUCCAUGUGAGUGCGGAUGGGCAGAUGCAGCCGGUGCCCUUCCCUCCUGAUGCCCUCCUGGGCCCUGGCAUCCCUCGCCACGCCCGCCAGAUCCACACCCUCAGCCACGGAGAGGUGGUGUGUGCAGUCACCAUCAGCACCUCCACGCGGCACGUCUACACCGGCGGCAAAGGCUGCGUCAAAGUAUGGGACAUCAGCCAGCCGGGCAGCAAAAGCCCCAUGGCCCAACUGGACUGUCUGAACAGGGACAACUACAUCCGCUCCUGCAAGCUCCUCCCAGAUGGACGGACAUUGAUAGUUGGAGGUGAAGCCAGCACUCUGUCCAUCUGGGACUUGGCUACGCCCACUCCACGCAUUAAGGCAGAGUUGACGUCCUCUGCUCCAGCUUGCUACGCCCUGGCCAUCAGUCCAGACAACAAGGUGUGCUUCUCGUGCUGCAGCGACGGCAACAUCGUAGUGUGGGACCUGCACAACCAGACGCUCGUCAGGCAGUUCCAGGGCCACACAGACGGAGCCAGCUGUAUUGACAUCUCCAACGACGGGACUAAACUGUGGACGGGGGGUCUGGACAACACAGUGCGCUGCUGGGACCUGAGAGAGGGCCGGCAGCUCCAGCAGCACGACUUCACCUCACAGAUCUUCUCUUUGGGCUACUGUCCUACAGGGGAGUGGCUCGCAGUGGGCAUGGAGAGCAGUAAUGUAGAAGUGCUGCACGUCUCCAAACCAGACAAAUACCAGCUGCACCUGCACGAGAGCUGUGUGCUCUCUCUAAAGUUUGCCUACUGCGGUAAAUGGUUUGUAAGCACAGGUAAAGAUAAUCUACUGAACGCAUGGCGAACUCCUUAUGGCUCCAGCAUAUUCCAGUCGAAAGAGUCAUCAUCAGUCCUCAGCUGUGACAUCUCCCCUGAUGACCAGUUCAUCGUGACCGGCUCCGGAGACAAGAAGGCCACUGUGUAUGAAGUCAUUUACUAAAACAAAUGCAGACUGGACAGUCCCUCAUCGAGAGAAGUGCUAAGCGGACGGCAGAGCGGAAACCAAGAAUCGCCUUUGAUUUGGCCAGUGACUCGCGCAGCAGAGCAGUGGGACACAGACUUGGAAAAAGCUCAUACUUUUUUUUUUUUCUUUUUUUUUUCCCCUCCCUGACUUCCAUUAGGGGCAGGCGUAGAGGGGAGACAGUGGAGCUCCAGAACAGGACUGACCUUGUUGUUUUUUUAAUGCUGUGAGAAAGCUGGUAGUCUAGCUUCAGAGACAUGGGAUUCCUCCAAAGACCUCUCCUUUCCUUUUUUGUUUUUCCUUUUGUUCUUUUUUUAACAAGAUGAAACCUCUGUAGUGAAUGAAAUAGCAAAGAAAUUCUUUUUUUUUUUUUUUCUUUCUUUUUUACAUUCUCUUUCCAUGUGGAAAUGGACAGUGGGGGAGCAGCAGUACGCUGAGCAGGUUUGGGCCGGUUUCAGAGGAAGGACUAAAGACUGCGGCCAUUUCUCUGCCCUCUUCAUCCAGUCUGUGCUGAGCCUCUUGAGACUCGGCUCAUCUCAGCUGUGCAGCUUGGCGCUUCAGACAGAUCCAAAUGGCUCGAAUUCAGCAGCAGUAUGAUUGUGUAAUGAUAAGAUGACAGUCCCAUCUAGGGUCGUGAUUUUAAUAUUCUACGAUUUCAGGGAAAUGGCUGUAUCGACACUCCACAUUAGCGCGUUUUCUCGUGUAUACUGUAUGUUGGGUCACAAUGAAAAGUAUUUUGACUUUCGUUGGAUACUUCUUAUGUAUGAACUGUAAAUAAAGCUCCUUAAAAGCAAAACAAACCAAAACCCAGUUUAA
This is a messenger RNA of Pygocentrus nattereri (red-bellied piranha), 3936 nucleotides long. It is a transcript of the gene tle2a, whose product is annotated as TLE family member 2, transcriptional corepressor a. NCBI's taxonomy places the organism in Eukaryota, Metazoa, Chordata, Actinopteri, Characiformes, Serrasalmidae. The transcript is spliced from 20 exons. Gene Ontology annotation, molecular function: protein binding; transcription corepressor activity. Gene Ontology annotation, cellular component: nucleus; transcription regulator complex. The record is from RefSeq and is a predicted model, not a curated record. Bases 673 to 3099 code for a protein of 808 amino acids. Gene Ontology annotation, biological process: regulation of DNA-templated transcription; negative regulation of canonical Wnt signaling pathway.